AUGACACAUUUACGACCCUGCCUCCGAGACUAUGGCGGGGAGUAAUUAAUUUAGAUUCCCGAUAACGCAAAUUGCUGCCCAUGAGAACAUUUGGCGUCACCGACCUGUAUCACGCACUGACGUACGGUGAAGUCACCCUGUGGAAAGUGCAUCGGCUGCACUAAAAACAAGAAGUAAUCCUGUAGUUUCAAGAGUGGCGCGCGCUAAGCGGCACAAUGGCCAAACACCCCGAGAAACCCAUCGUGCACUACGGCGUGCCAGAGUGGUGCAACAACAACGAGGAGUUGUCUGCCACCGCAGAGCUUGAACGCCAUCUUUCAAACAUCAUCCGCCAAGAGAGCAGGUCGCUCCGCAAUGACACCGACUGUAAGACAAACUGGGAUGAAAGCGACACCUCCCGCAUGCUGAGGGAUCGGGUCUGGGAAGUUUCAAGAUGUAAGGAGCUGCUCGUGACCUGCGCGCAGCAAGUGGAUGACGAGAUUGACGCUCUGACACUGUCUAAAACCCGGACCGAGGAGACCUUGGCUGCCACCGCUGUUCCCCACGAGGUCACCAUGGAGAGCCUCACCCUGAGGGAGGGGCGGCAAGGAUUUGAGCUGGUCAACGACCCCGUCGAAAAGGAGCUGAAACAAGAGGUGCACGUCAUCGAAAAAGUGCAGCAAGCCCUGCAGAACCACAUCGACCGAGCGUUCGAGCAGCUCGUGAUUUUGCAGAAAAUUCGACAGCAGCUGACCGCUGACAUCCAGAACAAGAUGGAAACUCUGGAUAUUGAUAAUACGUGUCUGGCACUCACGAUAACGUCACCCCAGAUCUCCCUGAAGCCGGACCCCACUCGAAUACCUGCCGGUUCAUGCACACCGCACGAGUGGAUCAAGUUCACCCAGUUGAAUUUGGCCCGGGCCCGUGAAGCGAUGGAGAUGUCCGAGCAGAUGAGGGAGGACAUGAGCCUCACCAGAGUCAACCUGCAAAAUGAGUUGAAGACCCAGCAGAGAGCCACAGAGUUUGCGCUGCGCAAGCGCAAUCAUCAAGAGCAGCAGGCUUGCCGCGAGCUCGAGUGGCAACUGAAAAACACCGAAGAUGAGAUAGCAAACAUGGAAAACGACAUAUCCAAGCUGGAUGCAGAUCUGCGGGCAAAGGCGGCACCAAUGAAGCUCGCCCACACGCGGCUGGAGAACAGAACCUGCCGACCCGGCAUGGACCUCUGCAGAGAUGAGGCACAACGUUGUCUUGUUGACGAAGUGAACCAGCUGCAGGCUACGAUUGCCAUUUUGAAGGAGAAGCUGUGUGAAUCACAGCACUCGUUACAGAGGCUGAAGCUGCAUCACAACCAAUUGAUGCAGGAUCAUUCGCGGAAACGUGAAUCUUUGGCCCUGGAGCAGCGUUGCAUCAACAUCCGCAGCCGCCUCAUCCCGAUACUGUACGACGACGACACCCCAGUACCGCUGCUACUACUCACCAGCUCGAGCGGGAGGAGCAGGAAGCACCUUGAAGCGCAGUAGGAUUUGGGUUUUUGCCAUUGGCAUUGCACUCAAAUAUUUAUUACGUCAUUGACAAGACAUUUAAAAAAAAAAAAAAGUACAUCUUAAAUACUUCAACUAUGCAGUGCUGUCAAUAUCUUAAAGGACCCUUUUCAAUUUACUGUAGAUGUUGAGUGUUCACGGGAAUUGUUUUUAAAUGUAUUUCUGGCAACUGAGCGCGCGCAUCCAAGGCUCACUCACGUUUGUUACUUUUGUUGGCCGUUAUCGUUAACGGCGAUCUUUCUCUUUGUCGUAAUGUUUGAUUGUCUGACGCUGUUUACAGGAUGAAGAUUAUGAUGUGAAUCCGCACGCCCGGUUACUGUAUAUACUAUACAUAAUACUUAAAUGCAGGUAUGUAAGCAUACAGUAUGCUUAAAAAAAAACAAGGGGGUAGAUAUUAAAAAGGUAACUAAUUAGUAUAUUUUCAAACUGCUGUAUUUUGAUGAAGAUAUUGCAGUGUUACAAUACUAAAAAACUGUUCUUAGUGUUAGUCAUAAUGAGUGAUAAUAUUAAUUGAAUUUUUCCUGAAGGUAUUGAGACGAUCUCGGACCACACACAAUAAAAAUAGAAUGUGGUUAGGGCGGCACGGUGGUUCAGCUGGAAAGCGUUGUCCUCACAGUUCUGAGGAUCCAGGUCCGAUCCCGCCCCUCCCAGUGUGGAGUUUGCAUGUUCUCCCCCAUGCCUGCGUGGGUUUUCUCCAGGCACUCCGGUUUCCUCCCACAUCCUAAAAACAUGCGACAUUAAUUGGACACUCUAAAUUGCCCCUAGGUGUGAUCGUGAGUGCGGCUGUUUGUCUUGUGCCCUGCGAUUGGCUGGCGACCAGUUCAGGGUGUACCCCACCUCCUGCCCGUUGACAGCUGGGAUAGGCCAACCCUUGUGAGGAUAAGGGGCAAAGAAAAUGGAUUAAUGGAAUGUGGUUUACUGGAACUUUCUAAAUGUGCUCCCAAAAUUAAAUGCAACACUUGUAACGUUGGGUUCAUUUCAGCUUACGACGGUGUUGUUACAACACAGUCAUUAAUCUACGGUAGGCGAAAAGGAUCCACGUCAGUUUUAAGUUUGGACCUCAAACUAGUUGAAGCCGUGUUUUGAAGACCGACAAGGAUUUUCCUGGAAAAACGUUUCUCGCUAUCUGCCAUUCUGCUCCAAUAA
This is a messenger RNA of Syngnathoides biaculeatus (alligator pipefish), 2666 nucleotides long. RefSeq names its product tektin 2 (testicular) (gene tekt2). The coding region runs from base 216 to 1499 and encodes 427 amino acids. Gene Ontology annotation, cellular component: microtubule cytoskeleton; nucleus. NCBI's taxonomy places the organism in Eukaryota, Metazoa, Chordata, Actinopteri, Syngnathiformes, Syngnathidae. The transcript has 10 exons. Gene Ontology annotation, biological process: cilium assembly; cilium movement involved in cell motility. The record is from RefSeq and is a predicted model, not a curated record.